CACAGCCACCAUCUCCUCCUCCUCCUCCUCCUCCUCCUCUCUCCUUCCUCCUCUUCCUCUCUCAGCUCCCAGCACACGCUCACACUCCGUCCCUCUGAUGCCGACUGGAUGCAGACCGGGGGAUUUUCAGCAGCUUCCUGAGUCCUCCCUCUCAUUGCUCCGCUCCUGUUCCUCCUCUUCCUCAUCCUCCUUCAACGCACAGAGCUUCUCCUCUUCUGCCUCCUGUUUUCUCCUGCUCCUCACCACCAGGAUGUGGCACUCGGUGGCUCUGCUCCUCUCUGGCUUCUCUGCUUUGAUCCACGUGUCACUGCAGGGUCCUCACCAGAGGAACCUGUUGAAGAACCUGCUGAAGGACUACAACCGGAUGGAACGGCCGGUGGGCAACGACUCCCACCCUAUCACUGUGGUCUUCACCCUCAGUUUGAUACAGAUCAUGGACGUGGAUGAGAAGAACCAGGUGCUCACCACCAAUAUAUGGCUACGGAUGAGCUGGUUCGACCACUAUCUCCAGUGGAACCAGAGUGAACAUCCUGGAGUGAAAAAUCUCCGCUUCACCACAGAUCAGGUGUGGACACCAGACGUCCUGCUCUACAACAGUGCAGAUGACGACUUUGACUCCACCUUUAAGACCAAUGUUCUGGUGAACUCCAGUGGCUACGCAGAGUACCUGCCUCCAGGAAUCUUCAUGAGCACAUGCAACGUGGAUGUUCGCUGGUUCCCUUUUGACAUCCAGAGGUGUGAGCUAAAGUUCGGCUCUUGGACGUACGACGGCUGGCUGCUGGACCUCCAGAUGAAUGAAGCUGACAUCUCAGGCUACAUGCCCAAUGGAGAGUGGGAUCUAAUUGGAGUUCCUGGCACCAGGAACGAGGCCUUCUAUGAUUGCUGUAAGGAGCCUUACCCGGAUGUGACGUUUGUCGUGACAAUACGUCGACGGACGCUCUACUACGCCCUGAACCUGCUCAUCCCCUGUGUGUUGCUGUCUUCAAUGACCCUGCUCAUCUUUGUGCUACCAGCUGAUUCUGGGGAGAAGAUCUCACUGGGUAUCACCGUCUUGCUGUCUCUGACUGUUUUCAUGUUGCUGGUGGCAGAGAUCAUGCCGGCCACAUCUGACUCCGUCCCUCUAAUAGGUCAGUACUUUGCCAGUAUAAUGAUCAUCGUUGGGAUGUCAGUCAUCGCCACAGUGGUGGUCCUGCAGUAUCAUCACCACGAUCCAAACGGAGGAAACAUGCCCAAGUGGGUGCAGCUCGUCUUGCUGCAGUGGGUUGCAUGGUUCUUGCGUAUGAAGCGGCCAGGAGAGAACGAUGACCCAGAGCGGCCCCCGUGUGCGCCCCACUUGCGGCGAUGUUCGUCGGGCUCCCAGAGUGGCAGCAUCCCAAACCCUCCAGACCCAACCCUCCAUCCGCUGCACCCACAGAACUUGGCACCUCUCCAAACAGGGUCUCUUCAUGCGGGGCAUCCUCACCUCCAUACCCAGACCAGUGCAAACAACAAUGGGAACCUUCUUUACAUGGGCUUCCAGAGUAUGGAGGACCCCUCAAUGCUCUCAGAGCCUGUACAGAGGAACAACAUCUCCACAGGGCCUCAGAGAGUAGCAGGAAGCCCGCCUCCGCACCUGCCAUCUCAGUUCUGCAGCUCACCACCACCUCCUGCCUCCAAUUUAGAUACAGGCUGCCCCAGCACUGUUUCCAGCGGUGGGGGCUUCGGAGUGGGACAUGGAGGGCUUGGGGGAUGUUCAGCUGCAGGGAUGGGAGACCCCCAGCUGCAGGCUAUCCUGGAGGAGGUACGCUACAUGGCAGACCGUUUCCGGGAGCAGGACGAGGCCGAAAGCAUGGCUGACCAGUGGAAAUUUGCAGGCGCUGUGAUUGACCGCCUGUGUCUGGUGGCAUUCAGUGUUUUCAACAUCAUAUGCACCAUUUCCAUCCUCAUGUCUGCUCCCAACUUUGUGGAGGCUAUUUCAAAGGAUUUUGUUUGAAAAGAAAGAGGAAAAAGGAGCAGGAGAAAAGUGAAGGAGAAGGUAAAGGGAAUUAAAUAUUAGAUGAAGGAUAAAGUGGGCCUGGAUCCAAGAAAACACUAUUUUCAUCAGACUGCAGGCACUGUGAUUUGUGAUUGCAAGGAACAUGGAAAUAGAAAAAAAAAUCUAAUGGUUUUCUUUACAAUUCACUCUGUUUUGUAACUGAAAUAUUGGAAGAAAACAAAUGGGAAAGGUGGCACAGCGUGAGGUCAAAAUGAGAUGAGGGUGAGCAAGAUGCUUUAUUAGUUUCUUGACAAAGUGAAAUGGAUUCUUCCAAUUCAAAGAGUUCUCCCCAAAAAUUAGGAGAAAGAUGACUCAGAAGAGAAAACAGAAAGAGAUGAUUAUCCAUCUAAUGCAAGUAAGAAAACUCUUGAAGCAAUAGGUAGAUUGAGAGAGUAAGAAGGUAGAAGAGACAUGAGAUAGGGACAGAUAAAUAAGACAGACAUUUGGCUGUUUUAUUUUCCCCAGGAAGGAACACCGUCCUUCACUCCCACAUGUUCAGAAAAGACUGCAUCAUUUAAAGUGAUGUGAGGAGGUGAGUGCGGGGAGAAAAGAGAGACAGACUUCCAAGGACAGACAACUAAGAGUGGUCAGAAAGAACAAGACUUCAUCCCUCGUGACACUGGCAGAGUCAGGAGGAGUGAGCAGCCUGAUGUUUGGAUAUACAAAACUGAACCGGAGAUCAACAGAGAGGAACAGGAGAGGAUCUCAUUUAUUAUUCAAUCACAUCCAUCUAAUGACCGUCAAAUUGAAAGACCUUGGAUAAUCUUUAAGACUAAUAAGCUUUUAAAAGAUGAAGUCCCCUCUCUGCUCUCAAACUACUUUAAAUUUCCAGGGGCUUAUCUGUGAAGCGAUUGCCAAUCUGCAACAAUCAGCAGAGAUCAAAAGCUCCUCGGCAGCCGGCACAGUGAGCAAUUCUUAUCGCGACCGGGAAACUGAAUUAACCGGUCAUCAGCAACGCAGUGGCCGGUAGCUGCACCCCAGUGGAGGCUUGGAACCGAUAAUAACUCAUGAAGCAGUUACCUAACUGUAUCUGUCAGGUCCUGAUAGUUCAGUGACUCUCAUUGGGUUUCAUAUUAAAGGUUUAAAAACUGAAAUGGGAGGUCAGGCCUUUAAAGGAACUCGAGCCGCACAAAAAAAGGGAUAUGAUGAUUUAAAAUAUCUAAAAUGUAUAUGGAAAAGCCACAUUCCAUCAAAUUUCUGUCAGGUGCCGUCAGGGAUUUACAGCUUCACAAGUGAUUUCACAUCUAUCCAAAAUGAGCAAUGGGAUUUUAAUUAAGUGUAUUCAAAUUGACUCCUGUGGUAAUUCAAAAAGUUUAAAUUCAAAGAACAACCUUCGUCCAGAGAGCCUCUGUAGGAAAUGGUAACCAAUAAACAGAAUAUGUCUGAAAUUAGUCCGGUUUGAUUGAAUUGAACUUUUUCUGAUACUUUACCAAAAGUCAGACAACCAUAAAUGAUUU
Scatophagus argus is the source of this 3471-nucleotide messenger RNA. RefSeq names its product cholinergic receptor, nicotinic, alpha 11 (gene chrna11). Gene Ontology annotation, biological process: regulation of membrane potential; nervous system process; monoatomic ion transmembrane transport. The record is from RefSeq and is a predicted model, not a curated record. The transcript is spliced from 10 exons. Gene Ontology annotation, molecular function: transmembrane signaling receptor activity; acetylcholine-gated monoatomic cation-selective channel activity. Gene Ontology annotation, cellular component: neuron projection; postsynaptic membrane; synapse. NCBI's taxonomy places the organism in Eukaryota, Metazoa, Chordata, Actinopteri, Scatophagidae. Bases 98 to 1972 code for a protein of 624 amino acids.